Molecule: messenger RNA, 555 nt
Organism: Lactuca virosa
Lineage: Eukaryota; Viridiplantae; Streptophyta; Magnoliopsida; Asterales; Asteraceae
Source: the annotation of a GenBank genome assembly
AUGUUCGGAUGUUCCAGGAAAAAAGGUGAAAGUCAAGAAAAUGAAUUCAAGGAUGCUGCAUCUCUUUGUUUACCUGUUAUAAAUGCAGCCAUAAAAGAUGUAGAAAAUGAGACUUUCCCCAAAAGCUCUUCCUUACAUAUCACCGUUCCUUCUUCCCUUUUAGAAAACAAAGGUUUUAAGUUGACAGAGCAGAGUUUAUGGAGGUCAAAACCGGUAUGGCAAGCGAUUGUAGCCAAUAGGAACCCUUCAACUGCAAGGUUUAUGUCAAAUCAACCACGCAUGAGUUUGCAACUUGCACAACUUGGUCGAGAUGCAUCUGCAACAGUAUCAAGAAGAUUAAACUCACAGAAGAAGAGGUUGGAGGUUGUUGAAUCAGUUGGCGUAUCAGGGAAGGCUGACCGCAAUAAAACAGUCAAAUACUUCAGGAUAGAGUAUCAAGACACGCCCCAAGAAGAAACAUAUGAAAAUGUUGAUUUCAGAGCCCUUUUGAGUGGAUUUGUGUCAGUUACUUCCAUAUCUGUAUCUCAUAUGAUUGAGGUAGAUAUUGAAAAAUAA